Messenger RNA from Eimeria necatrix, 437 nucleotides. RefSeq names its product Phosphoglycerate mutase family protein, related. The annotation marks the transcript as partial. The transcript is spliced from 3 exons. Gene Ontology annotation, molecular function: intramolecular phosphotransferase activity. Gene Ontology annotation, biological process: glycolytic process. The record is from RefSeq and is a predicted model, not a curated record. Lineage: Eukaryota; Apicomplexa; Conoidasida; Eucoccidiorida; Eimeriidae.
GGCGAUGGAGACUGCGGCGAUGUUGAGUUUGCCCUCUGCGCGUUGGGUCACGGAAAUGUACUUGAGAGAAAGAGACAGAGGAGUUUUGGCAAACAAAACGCAUGCAGAAAGAGAGACUUUGCAUGCAGAAGAGUUGGCCAGAAAACAAAGAGAUGCUUUUUACUGGCAGCCUUCUGGGGGAGAGUCGAUUGCGAAUUUGUGUUUGCGAGUGGACAAGGUGAUGGACAACUUGGCAGAGUCGUGCGCAGGUUUGCGGGUGUUGAUAGUGUGCCACGGGGGAGUGAUAAAGUCCUUCCGGGCGUUGAUAGAAAAAGUGCGUCCAGCGGACGCGCGGCGGGAAACAGCAGCAGCAGCAGCAGCAGCAGCAGCAGCAGCAGCAGCAGCAGCAGCAGCAGCUGCUGCUGCCAACCCGAGCAGCAGCAGCAGCAGCAGCAGCA